GUCUGACGCUCCUCAGCAACCAGCUCCCGGGGCUCCCGAGGGAGGAGCCCCCGAAGGGGGAGCUGUCGAAGGGGGAGCCCCCGGCGGGGGGGCCUUUCCCGCGGCUCCCCCCAAUCUGAGCAGUAACCGCCGUCUGCAGCAGACGCAGGCACAAGUGCAGGAGGUGGUUGAUAUAAUGUGUGUAAAUGUAGACAAGGUGCUGGAACGAGACCAGAAGCUGUCAGAGCUAGAUGACCGGGCAGAUGCCCUCCAGGCCGGUGCCUCAAUAUUUGAAAGCAGUGCAGCAAAACUCAAGAGGAAGUACUGGUGGAAGAACUGCAAGAUGAUGAUCAUGAUGGGAGUGAUUUGUGCCAUUGUGGUGGUGGUGAUUGCAAGUAAGUACCAAAAAGUUCAGGUUCGAAGAUGA
This is a messenger RNA of Acanthisitta chloris (rifleman), 406 nucleotides long. Its product is annotated as vesicle-associated membrane protein 1-like. The record is from RefSeq and is a predicted model, not a curated record. Gene Ontology annotation, biological process: vesicle fusion; vesicle-mediated transport; SNARE complex assembly. Gene Ontology annotation, cellular component: SNARE complex; plasma membrane. NCBI's taxonomy places the organism in Eukaryota, Metazoa, Chordata, Aves, Passeriformes, Acanthisittidae. Gene Ontology annotation, molecular function: SNAP receptor activity; syntaxin binding.